Molecule: messenger RNA, 1038 nt
Organism: Phycomyces blakesleeanus NRRL 1555(-)
Lineage: Eukaryota; Fungi; Mucoromycota; Mucoromycetes; Mucorales; Phycomycetaceae
Exons: 1
Coding region: 1-1038 (345 amino acids)
Molecular function (GO): oxidoreductase activity, acting on the CH-CH group of donors, NAD or NADP as acceptor
Source: RefSeq, a predicted model, not a curated record
AUGGUUUCCAACACUCAAAUCAUCUUCUCCAAGAUUCCUACAACCUUCCCCGAGGUUGGAGAGCACAUGACAAUCAAGCAUGACACAAUUGAUCUCGAGGCUGAACUUCCCGAAAACCACUACAUUGUCAAGACCCUGACUCUUUCUGUCGACCCUUACAUGCGCGGCCGUAUGCGCGCUGCUGGAACCAAGUCUUACUCUCCUGCAUUUGAUCUUGACAAGCCCAUGGCUGGCCACACUGUUGGUGUAAUUGUCAAAUCCAACAAUGACAAGUUCAAGGUCGAUGACAUUGUCUAUGGCAUUGGACAUUUUGCCGAAUACACCCACGUUCCUGCCCAGCUCGCCUUCCUUUUCACUCCUCGCAACGAGGCCCGUGAGUCUGGUCUUCCGUUGUCCAACUACAUUGGUGUCCUCGGUAUGCCAGGUAUGACUGCCUAUGUUGGUCUGAUCAAGUUCGGUAAGCCCAAGAAGGGGGAGACUCUUUAUGUCUCUGCUGCGUCUGGCGCUGUUGGUCAGUUGGUUGGCCAGAUCGGCAAGGUGCUUGGUCUCCACGUCGUUGGUUCGGCUGGUUCGGAUGAAAAGGUUGCCUACCUCAAGGAGAUUGGUUUCGAUGGCGCUUUCAACUACAAGACCGAGGACACUAAUGCUAAGUUGACCGAGCUUUGUCCCAACGGUAUUGACAUUUACUUUGAGAAUGUCGGUGGCAAGAUGCUCGAGAAUGUGAUCAACCACUCCAACAACUUUGGCCGUAUCGUCUGCUGUGGUAUGAUCUCCCAGUACAACACCACAAACCCCGAGCCUAUUCACAACCUUAUUCAGAUUGUCAGCAAGCGCUUGAGAAUCGAGGGUUUCAUUGUUGGCGAGCACCCCGAGAUGGAGGCAGAUUUCCGCAAGGAUGUCACCCAGUGGCUCAAGGAUGGUGUUAUCCAGUACCGCGAGACUGCUGCCGAGGGAAUCGAGUCUGCUCCCCAGGCCUUGAUUGAUGUAUUGAAGGGCAAGAACUUUGGCAAGCAGGUUGUCAACAUUGCUUCUCUCUAA